Molecule: messenger RNA, 1468 nt
Organism: Dufourea novaeangliae
Lineage: Eukaryota; Metazoa; Arthropoda; Insecta; Hymenoptera; Halictidae
Product: glycerol-3-phosphate dehydrogenase [NAD(+)], cytoplasmic-like
Exons: 8
Coding region: 172-1260 (362 amino acids)
Biological process (GO): glycerol-3-phosphate catabolic process; carbohydrate metabolic process
Cellular component (GO): cytosol; glycerol-3-phosphate dehydrogenase (FAD) complex
Molecular function (GO): glycerol-3-phosphate dehydrogenase [NAD(P)+] activity; protein homodimerization activity; NAD binding
Source: RefSeq, a predicted model, not a curated record
AUCGUUACUAAGGUCAAAGAAGGCUGAAGUUAGUUUGUAAGUUAAUCGGUCAGUCAGUCAAUCGUACAUCGGCGCCUGAAAAUAAUCGGAUUUGUGACACUGGCCUACGUAGUGUUUCACCUCCAUACGAUUUUUUGAACAUUAAUUCUGUGAUAUCAUAUACACUGCAAAAUGACUACUCAGGCGAAGAAGAGGAUAUGUAUUGUUGGAAGCGGCAAUUGGGGAUCAGCCGUUGCUAAAAUUGUGGGCGCCAAUGUUGUUAAGUAUAACAACAAAUUUGAAACACGCGUUACAAUGUAUGUCUAUGAAGAGAUAGUGAAUAAUCAAAAGCUGACUGAAAUCAUAAAUACAAUGCAUGAAAAUGUAAAAUACCUUCCUGGACACAGGCUUCCAGAAAAUAUUGUUGCCGUUCCAGAUGUCGUCGAAGCUGCAAAAGAUGCGGAUAUUCUUAUAUUUGUAAUACCUCAUCAAUUCAUACGAACUUUAUGUGCAACAUUGUUAGACAAAAUUAAACCAACUGCAGUUGGAUUGUCAUUAAUUAAGGGUUUUGAUAGGGGAGAUGGAACGAACAUCGAAUUGAUCUCCAAAAUUAUCGAAAAACACUUGAGAAUUCAGUGUUACGUUUUAAUGGGUGCCAAUCUGGCUAAUGAAGUCGCUGAAGAAAAAUUCUGCGAAACAACUAUUGGCUGCAGAGACAAACGACUAGCGCCACUAUUGAGAGAUCUCAUUCAAACACCGAAUUUCAGAGUGGUAGUUGUAGAAGACUGUGAAGCAGUUGAAGUGUGUGGCGCAUUAAAGAACAUUGUGGCAUGCGCUGCUGGCUUUGUAGAUGGUAUGGGAUUAGGCGAUAACACAAAAGCAGCUGUCAUCAGAUUAGGGUUGAUGGAGAUGGUUAAGUUUGUAGACACUUUUUAUAGUGGUUCAAAACUUUCAACAUUCUUUGAAAGUUGCGGUGUAGCAGAUUUAAUCACUACUUGCUACGGAGGAAGAAAUCGCAGAGUGUGCGAACAAUAUGUAAAAUCUGGCAAAACAAUCAAACAACUUGAGGACGAACUUUUAGGUGGACAAAAGUUACAAGGUCCAGCCACUGCCGAUGAAGUUCAUGGAAUGUUAAAGGGUCGUAAUUUAACUGAAAAAUUCCCGUUAUUUACUGCAGUACAUCGUAUUUGUACUGACCAAAUAAGGCCAGCAGAUUUACUUGAUCAAAUUCGCAAUCAUCCUGAGCAUGUGAUGAGAGUUGAAGGUGUUGAAGAAUCGUAGUUGAGUGUUCAAGAUCACUUAAUAUGAAACUUAAUAAGGAUCAUAUUAUCCUCAAAUUUAGAAAUAUUGCACAUUUUGAGUACAAAUAGACUCAUGUGAAUCAACAAUAUUGAUUUAAAUAUACUCGUAAUAAUUCAUUAUUAGUUCAUAUUACAGUAUAACAGUUCUUUGUGUACACAAAUGUAUGACUGUACUAUGAAAUAUGUAA